CUCACCGCUCAUAUCUGGCCAGAGUGCAGACAGGGUCACUCCACUCAAGUGGUACUUACUGGACGUAACAUUCUGGACAGAAACAAUCAGUAACAUCAUCACAAUUCAGUCAAACUGCACUGAAGCAAGCAAGGUCUGUUUUCUUCAAGUUCUUCAGCUGCCAUCUAGUGGCUGAUUCAGGAAGUACAAGAUGGAAAAAAACAAGGGUACAAAAAUGGCAAAUGGAGUGGGUGGAGGAUAAGUACUGCUGCACAGAAGCCAUAAUUUCUCAACAUUUUAAUGGCAAGGGUGAGGAACUGAAACACAGAGAAGAGACAAGAAAUUACUUACCAGGGAGAAGGAAAAGAAGGAGACGGACACGAAGAGGGGACACUAUGAGCCCAGUGAAGACAGCAGGUGUGGUUGUGCUCCUGGUGUCCUUUUGUCUCGUCUCUUCUACAGAGGCUUUUUUGACUGAGCCGGUCAUCUGCUACAUCCUGGACGGGUUCCUUGUCAUCUACUGUCUCGUUAUCACUGGAUUCCUUUUCAAAGAGAAGUUCUCCAAUCUGGGAGAUUCAGUGCACGAUGAACAGGAAACUAACGGUGGCAUAUAUCAGGAGCUUCAGAGACCUCCAGGCACUGACGUUUACCAAGUGCUCGAAACAAAAGGAAAGAAAAAGACUGGCAGGAAAAAGAAAGCCCAGGUCAAUGAGUCUGAGAGAAACGGCAGGGAGAUGGACGCCUAUGAAAGUUUGACGCCCGAUGCCUCAGCCCCGUGUCCGUCUCCCCAGUGAUGCCCUCCAUGGUCAGCCCCUGUUGUGUGUUUUCACAUCCAUCUCUGAUUUUGCUGCCGUCCUGUAACAAACUAGCUGUAAAUAUAGCACUUUCUGCCACUUAUACACUAUUAACAUGCAGCUGUUGCCAAAUUACUCUUUGUCGUGUGCUCUGGAUUCCAAUAAAAGGCAGACUACAUGUCAAAACACUUGGAAAAUGGUUUAAUGAUGUUUACAACAAAAGAGAACUGUACAGUUU
Molecule: messenger RNA, 1011 nt
Organism: Myripristis murdjan (pinecone soldierfish)
Lineage: Eukaryota; Metazoa; Chordata; Actinopteri; Holocentriformes; Holocentridae
Gene: cd247l
Product: CD247 antigen like
Exons: 8
Coding region: 222-773 (183 amino acids)
Source: RefSeq, a predicted model, not a curated record